This is a messenger RNA of Salvia hispanica, 1288 nucleotides long. NCBI's taxonomy places the organism in Eukaryota, Viridiplantae, Streptophyta, Magnoliopsida, Lamiales, Lamiaceae. The record is from RefSeq and is a predicted model, not a curated record.
AUGGUGUGCAGCGAAGUGGUCCCGGGGUACUACAACUCGACGAUGGAUGGGGCGGGGUACCACCUGGCUGUUGCUGCAAGUGCUCUUAGCUUAUGGCAAUCUGCACAGGAUUUGAAAAGGCUUUUGAUAUGUGGAAUCAAGAUUUGCUUUUUUUGUUGGAGGUUUCUUUCCAAAUCUCAAUUCUCUCUCCGAUUCCCGCCCAGCUUUCCGAGCGCCAUAACCGUCCUCCGCCGCAACCUUCAGAAUGGACUCACACAUCAGAGAUUGAAGUCUUUCACCAGUCAGCUUCACACAGAAUGUGGAAUUCUUGAGAGAAUCGUGUAUAAACACAAGAAUCAGCAUCAGAGAUCCUCAUAUUUUCAAUACAUUCUUAAGGUAAGAAGGGAUCUGCAACUUUUGAAAUCACUUAACCUGGACGAGGUAUUGGAAUCCUGUUUUCUGGUGAUAAAUGGAGACAGGCCAAAACAAAAGGUACAGCUUUUGGAAGGUUUGAAGAGGAGAAAAACUAACAGUGGAAAGUAUAAUUUCCUGGAAAGGCUUUUGGGAGUUACCUGUCUAUUGUCACAGAUUGUUGAGCCUUUGUUGAAGGCAGCUAUGGAGAUAUCCAUGCUUCUUGCUCGGUCAUUUUUCAUGAAGUUUUCACUGGUGGUUUUGGCUGUGCUUGCACGUGUUCGGAUGCUUCUUGAUGCUGUUCUUCUAUACAACACUAUUUCUUCUCUUUCUCUAAAGGAACAAAGUAUUAAACUAAAACAAGGAGGAUUUGAGGUCUUUAGAGAAUAUUUUCCAAGAAAGGAGGAAGCCAAAUUUUACUAGAGUGCAUUUGGCAGAAAGAUAAGUUUGUCUUAGUUGAGAAGAGAAGGAUGAGCGAGGAGAUAUCUCAUUGAGCACUCCGCAAAGUCUAUAUGAAAACAUUGAAGUUAUACUUGGAUCCUAGUCCUGUUCUUUCAGCCUAUGAGGAUAUCAUUGCAAUGAUUUAAUACAUUACUUAAAUUGAACUUGUAUGAUGGUUGGAAUGGGAUUUAGAAUCUCAUUUAUCCUUAAUGUUCUUUUUGAUGAUUCUGGGGUUGCAGCAUAACUGAUAAAACCAAUGUUGAAGAAAUUGAAAAAAGAUGAGAAGAAUGAUCCAGAUAAAGCUCCAUCUUCUACUGCAAAUAUAGUUUCCUUAGAAGAUGUAUUAUUCUCCAAUUCCUGAGGUGGAUCAAGUAGAAAUAAGUUAGGUGGAGAUGCUUCACGCUCUACAUAGAAACUAGGCACCCUGCUAUUUCAACUACAUCGACCAUUUCUUAAU